GAGCAGCGUCGUGAUAAAAACAAGGCUUCGAGCGUCACUACUCUCGCCCAUAUAGAAGAUCAAAUAAAUUCGUGAAAAAUGUCUCUCAAGCCUAUAUUGUACUCGUACUGGAGGAGCUCCUGCUCUUGGAGAGUCCGAAUCGCUUUGAACUUGAAGGGAAUCGCUUACGAGACGAGAACGAUCGACUUGUUAAAGAAUGGAGGGGAAAACAACAGCGAGGAUUAUCGAAAGAUUAAUCCGAUGCAACAAGUGCCUGCGCUCCACAUCGAUAACCACACCUUGAUCGACUCGCUCAACAUAAUAGAGUACUUGGACGAGACGCGACGCGAUCCACCAUUGCUGCCGGCCGAUCCUGCAGAAAAGGCGAGAGUACGCGAGAUGUGUCAAGUUAUCGUGGCGGGCAUCCAACCGGUUCAGAAUGUCACUGUGCUCAAUCGACUCGACAAAGAGCGCCGCUUGGAGUGGGCUCAGCACUUCAUCUCUCGCGGUUUCACCGCUUUUGAAAAAUUACUCGCCAUGAGCAACAGUAAUGGCAAUUAUUGCUACGGAGACAACAUCACUCUGGCCGAUUGCUGCCUCGUGCCACAGGUCUACAACGCACGCCGAUACAAAGUCGAUCUGACGCCGUUCCCGAAAAUCGUCGAGAUCGAUCGCAAUUUGAGCAAUCAUCCCGCCUUCCUGGCCACUCAUCCGGACAAACAGCCCGAUUGUCAACCUGACUAAACUUAGAAAGACUGUACCAGUUGUACUAUUUUUUCUACUUCAUUAUUUAUCAUAAUAUAUUAAAAUCAUUUAUUACAAUU
Messenger RNA from Trichogramma pretiosum, 803 nucleotides. RefSeq names its product probable maleylacetoacetate isomerase 2. Gene Ontology annotation, biological process: glutathione metabolic process; L-phenylalanine catabolic process. NCBI's taxonomy places the organism in Eukaryota, Metazoa, Arthropoda, Insecta, Hymenoptera, Trichogrammatidae. The transcript is spliced from 5 exons. Gene Ontology annotation, molecular function: maleylacetoacetate isomerase activity; glutathione transferase activity. Gene Ontology annotation, cellular component: mitochondrion; cytoplasm. The coding region runs from base 79 to 723 and encodes 214 amino acids. The record is from RefSeq and is a predicted model, not a curated record.